GUAUUCCCAGUGUCCCACAGUCAAACGUGAGAAUCCAACUCUUAAACCCCAAACAAAGCCAAAAACCUCGAAUGCUAAGCCCAAGAGCGACGACGACACUCCGUUUGAGCGCCAUGUCUGGCGCUAAGAUGGUAACCUCGUCGUGUUCGUCAUCAGCGUCGUCGUCGAUGGCCCUGAGAAGUCAUAGCCUGCACUCGCAAUUCCCUUCGAGUGGUCCGAGAUUCUCCAAUGGAAUUGUUCUUCGCGGGAACCGUGUCUCGUUCGCUUCUUCUUCGACACGCUUCGCUCACGCCUCGCUGCGUUGCUACGCGUCGUCGGCUGGCUCAGAUAGGGUUAGGGUAGAGAAUCCUGUUGUGGAAAUGGACGGUGAUGAGAUGACGAGGAUCAUAUGGACAAUGAUUAAAGACAAGCUUAUAUUUCCACAUCUGGAUUUGGAUAUAAAGUAUUUUGAUUUGGGAAUUUUGAAUCGCGAUGCAACGGACGACAAAGUUACUGUAGAAAGUGCUGAAGCAGCUCUUAAGUACAAUGUUGCAGUAAAGUGUGCUACCAUUACUCCUGAUGAGACCAGAGUCAAGGAAUUUGGGCUGAAGUCUAUGUGGAGGAGUCCCAAUGGCACAAUCAGAAACAUCUUAAAUGGUACUGUUUUCCGUGAACCUAUCCUAUGCCGUAAUAUUCCCAGAAUUGUUACUGGUUGGAAGAAACCCAUAUGUAUUGGUAGGCAUGCAUUUGGCGAUCAGUAUCGAGCCACUGAUGCGGUCAUUGAAGGGCCAGGAAAGCUUAAAAUGGUUUUUGUCCCUGAAGAUGGAAACACGCCAGUGGAACUUGAUGUUUUUGAUUUUAAAGGACCAGGCAUAGCGCUUGCUAUGUAUAAUGUUGAUGAGUCUAUCCGAGUUUUCGCUGAAUCGUCCAUGUCGAUGGCAUUUGCGAAGAAGUGGCCCCUUUACUUGAGCACCAAAAACACAAUUCUUAAAAAAUAUGAUGGCAGGUUUAAGGACAUAUUCCAGGAGGUCUAUGAAGAGAAGUGGAAGCAAAUGUUUGAAGAGAAUUCAAUAUGGUAUGAACAUCGGUUAAUAGAUGACAUGGUUGCUUAUGCAAUGAAAAGCGAAGGUGGAUAUGUUUGGGCUUGCAAAAAUUAUGAUGGGGAUGUGCAAAGUGAUUUACUUGCUCAAGGAUUUGGCUCCUUGGGCCUCAUGACUUCUGUGUUGUUAGCCACUGACGGGAAGACAUUAGAAGCUGAGGCAGCUCAUGGGACUGUAACUCGGCAUUUCCGAUUACAUCAGAAGGGGCAAGAAACCAGUACAAACAGCAUUGCUUCUAUAUUUGCAUGGACACGAGGGCUAGAACAUAGGGGCAAGUUAGAUAAAAACGAAAGGUUGCUGGAUUUUGUUCACAAGUUGGAGGCUGCAUGCAUUGAGACUGUGGAGACGGGCAAAAUGACCAAGGAUCUUGCCAUUUUGAUCCACGGGUCCAAGGUAUCGAGGGAACAUUAUUUGAACACUGAGGAAUUUAUUGAUGCUGUUGCACAAAAUCUUGAGGUCAAGCUUCGAGAACGUGUACUGGUUACCCUAUGAGAUGGUCAUUCAGGAAAUCCCCAAGGCAGGGAGAAUUUUGUGAGUGUUCGUUGUUAGACUUAUGGGCGAAUAUCUUCCUUUCUCAUCUACACAUACUGCACAGUGCUUCAAACUUGUUUUACAUUGGCAAUAAGGUCUGAGAUUUAGUGCCAAUAUAUAAUUUAAAUUUCCUACACAUCUGGAUUUUUGUCA
Messenger RNA from Corylus avellana, 1763 nucleotides. RefSeq names its product Isocitrate/isopropylmalate dehydrogenase family protein. The record is from RefSeq and is a predicted model, not a curated record. Gene Ontology annotation, biological process: NADP+ metabolic process; isocitrate metabolic process. Gene Ontology annotation, molecular function: magnesium ion binding; NAD binding; isocitrate dehydrogenase (NADP+) activity. Gene Ontology annotation, cellular component: mitochondrion. Lineage: Eukaryota; Viridiplantae; Streptophyta; Magnoliopsida; Fagales; Betulaceae.